Messenger RNA from Tripterygium wilfordii, 3513 nucleotides. Its product is annotated as exocyst complex component SEC15A-like. The transcript has 3 exons. The record is from RefSeq and is a predicted model, not a curated record. Gene Ontology annotation, cellular component: exocyst; membrane. Lineage: Eukaryota; Viridiplantae; Streptophyta; Magnoliopsida; Celastrales; Celastraceae. The coding region runs from base 226 to 2595 and encodes 789 amino acids. Gene Ontology annotation, biological process: intracellular protein transport; exocytosis; Golgi to plasma membrane transport.
UGAGCGCAGAAGAAGGCGAAGCAAGGCGUGAAAAUAUAGGAGUCUCUCUUUCGAACAAAAUGGUAACAAAGCAGAGCAUAAAGCAGACAUAAAUGGAAAAGCUUUAAAAAGAUUAUUAUUCAUUGAGGAUCUCUGGGGAAUGUUUUGAUAUCCUGGUAGAUUUCGAGCUCAACGAGAUUCAAACGGUCUCUCUACCUAUCUAUCUCUGUAGUUUAGACUGAAGUAAUGGAUGGAAAAACGAAAAGGAGAACUGUCAUGGAGAAUGGGGAUACAGGGGAAGACUUAGUCCUUGCAACUUUGAUUGGUAAUGGUGAUGAUGUGGGUCCUCUUGUGAGGCAUGCAUUUGAAAUGGGGAGGCCAGAAGCCCUCCUUCACCAGCUUAAGAAUGUUGUUAAGAAGAAGGAAGUUGAAAUUGAGGAGCUAUGCAAGACCCAUUACGAAGAAUUCAUUCUCGCAGUAGACGAGCUUCGGGGCGUGUUGGUUGAUGCUGAGGAGCUUAAAGGUGAGCUUGCGAGUGACAACUUCAGGUUGCAAGAAGUUGGGAGUGCUCUUCUUAUCAAACUCGAAGAGCUUCUAGAAUCUUACUCGAUCAAAAAGAAUGUGACUGAAGCUAUAAAGAUGUCCAAGAUUUGUGUGCAAGUGUUGGAACUUUGUGCUAAGUGUAACAAUCACAUUUCUGAAGGCCAGUUUUAUCCUGCAUUGAAAAUUGUGGAUCUGAUAGAGAAAAAUUAUCUGCAAAAUAUCCCCCUCAGGGCAGUCAAUAUGGUCAUAGAAAAGAAAAUUCCAAUAAUAAAAUCGCAUAUCGAGAAGAAAGUAACCAGUCAAUUUAAUGAAUGGCUAGUUCAUAUAAGAAGUUCCGCGAAGGGUAUUGGACAAACUGCAAUUGGUCAUGCUGCAUCAGCUCGUCAGAGAGACGAAGAGAUGCUGGAAUGGCAGAGGCAAGCGGAAGAACAGAAUGUUUUGGGGUUGGGGGAUUUUGCGUACACUUUAGACGUUGAAGAAAUUGAUGAUGAUUCUCUUUUGAAGUUUGAUCUUACUCCUCUUUAUCGAGCGUACCACAUCCAUGCUUGCCUUGGACUCCAAGAGCAGUUCCGUGAAUAUUACUAUAAAAACCGGCUAUUGCAGCUCAAAUCAGAUUUACAGAUCGCUUCAGGACAACCGUUUGUUGAAUCUUAUCAGACGUUUUUGGCUCAAAUUGCAGGCUACUUCAUAGUUGAGGAUCGGGUCCUUAGAACUGCUGGGGGGCUAUUGUCAGCUGAUCAGCUCGAGACAAUGUGGGAAACGGCUGUCGCUAAAAUGACAUCAGUGUUGGAGGGACAGUUCUCUCAUAUGGAUUCUGCCACCCAUCUUCUCCUGGUUAAGGAUUAUGUGACUCUUCUUGGGGCAACUCUUAGACAAUAUGGGUAUGAAGUGGGGCCAGUUCUUGAGGCCCUUGACAAUAGCCGAGACAAAUACCAUGAGCUUCUUUUGGAAGAAUGUCGACUGCAAAUUCUUAAUAUCAUUGCACAAGACACCUAUGAGCAGAUGGUAAUGAAAAAGGACACUGAUUAUGAGAGUAAUGUUCUGUUAUUUUAUCUCCAGUCCUCUGAUAUAAUGCCGGCCUUCCCAUACAUUGCUCCAUUUUCCUCUAUGGUUCCUGAUGCCUGCCGCGUUGUUAGAUCCUUCAUCAAAGGGUCUGUUGAUUACUUGUCUUAUGGGGUGCGUGCCAAUUUUUACGACGUUGUGAGAAAGUAUUUGGACAAGCUCUUAAUUGACGUACUAAAUGAAGCCAUCCUUAAUACAAUUCAUGGUGGUACAAUUGGUGUUUCUCAAGCUAUGCAGAUUGCUGCUAAUAUAUCAGUUCUUGAAAGAGCAUGUGAUUUUUUUCUUCGGCAUGCAGCACAACUUUGUGGAAUCCCAGUCCGAUCAGUUGAGAGGCCUCAAGCUAGUUUAGCAGCCAAGGUGGUCUUAAAAACUUCAAGGGAUGCCGCUUAUAUGUCUCUGUUGAAUUUGGUGAACAACAAGUUAGAUGAGUUUAUGGCACUCACAGAAAAUAUCAAUUGGAUAUCUGAGGAGAUGUCUCAACACGCAAAUGAGUAUAUAAAUGAGGUGGUUAUUUACCUUGACACCAUAUUAUCAACUGCACAGCAAAUUCUGCCCUUGGAUGCUUUAUACAAGGUUGGGAGUGGGGCUCUGGAGCAUAUCUCCAAUUCUAUUGUGGAAGCUUUUCUUAGUGAUAGUGUUAAGAGGUUCAAUGCUAAUGCGGUCAUGACUAUCAACAGUGAUUUGAAGACAUUGGAAACAUUUGCUGAUGAUAGGUUUCUCAGCACUGGCUUAAGUGAGAUUUACAAGGAAGGCAGUUUUAGAAGCUGCUUGAUAGAGGCACGACAGUUGAUAAACCUUUUGUCUAGCAGCCAGCCAGAAAACUUCAUGAAUCCUGUAAUAAGAGGGAAGAACUAUAAUGCCUUGGAUCAUAAGAAGGUGGCUAGCAUCUGCGAGAAAUUCAAGGAUUCUCCUGAUAGUAUCUUCGGGAGCCUUUCAAGCAGAAAUACGAAGCAAAAUGCUCGGAAGAAAUCGAUGGAUAUGCUAAAGAAAAGACUGAAGGAUGCUAACUGAGAAGGUUUUUAGCAUUAGGUGUUCCAUAGUAGUAGUUGCACCUUCUUAAUAUAAGACUGAAGACUUCAACUGCAAAGGGGUUAAAGAUUGACUGCCAUAUUAGUGUAGUAGCAAUUUCUUUUAUAUACUCUUAUUUUUCGUUCUUUUCAAUGUCUAGCAUGAAUUUUAUUCAUUAUUUUUGUUACUGAUUGAAUUCUUAUGAUAAAAUUUUCCAUUCAUGCCUUUUCAAUGCAAUUGAUAUUUAUCUUCUUAUUAAUUGAAUCUCUCACUUCCACAGUGCAUGUUCGAUUGUUGAUUUUGAAAAAAGAUAGUCCAGUGCUAUCGCCUAGAACCACUUGAUUCUCAUGAUUUCUCCAUGUAAACAUGAUUCUACUAUGUUCCAUGGAUUUCAUUCACUUUUCCUACCUUUCAAACUACGGUCCUGUGGACCUGUGGUUACUGUACCAGUGGAAAAGGGCGCAUUGCUUCUUCUUGGAAUUUAUGUUUUCAUAUUACUCUAGAAGCAUGCUGUUAGAUUCAUUCUGCUUCUUCAAGUUUCUUGCAACUAAAUCCUCUUGAAGCUCGUUAGUUUUUGUCGAUUGAUUUGUUUAACUGAUUCAUUUGGCCGCAAAUAUCUGCUUUGGUUUUAGAAAUAUGUACUUGGACGUGUAGGAACUUGCAGUUAAGGGGCUGUCCCAUGUUGGGUGCAAUUUUUAUGCCAUCUGCUGUGGUUAUCCCUCGCAUUGGGAUUCCAUAGAAUUCGCCUUUCUGUGCAUUUCUUCAUUGGCAUGCUUGUAGUGUUCAGGUUUAGGUACAGACAUACAGUGAGGGACCUUUAUGCUCAUUCUAUGUGCUUGGAUAUGAGUUUGGAAGCCUAAUUCACUUGUUUGUGAUGAAAUAACUUGUGGAAGACUUUUAACCAUAGCCAACGUGGUAAGG